Messenger RNA from Labeo rohita (rohu), 552 nucleotides. Its product is annotated as BOLA class I histocompatibility antigen, alpha chain BL3-7-like. Lineage: Eukaryota; Metazoa; Chordata; Actinopteri; Cypriniformes; Cyprinidae. Gene Ontology annotation, cellular component: external side of plasma membrane. Gene Ontology annotation, biological process: immune response. The transcript has 2 exons. The coding region runs from base 1 to 552 and encodes 183 amino acids. The record is from RefSeq and is a predicted model, not a curated record.
AUGUCUUUCAGACGAGAACUGGUUGUGAGGUUGAUUUUUUCCAAAGGUGUUUAUGAGUACGGCUAUGAUGGAGAAAACUUCAUGUCUUUUGACAAUAAAGAGUAUCAGUGGGUCGCCUCAGUUGACGCAGCUCUACCAACCAAGAGAAAAUGGGACAAUGGAACAAUCCUAAACCAAUACUGUAAGAGUUACCUGGAGAAAGAUUGUGUGGACUGGCUCAACAAAUUCAGAGAAUAUGACGACUGGGAGCUCAGAAACAAUCCUCCAGAUGUUCAUAUAGUCGCAAAAAGGUCUAGGAGUGACAGAUCCAUGCAGAAACUCACCUGUCUUACCACUGGUGUCUACCCCAAAGACAGUAGGUUGUUCAUUAGGAAAUAUCACACAUCUUUGCCUGAAGAUGAGGUUGAAUCCACAGGAGUUCGACCAAACCAUGAUGGAAAUUUCCAGCUGAGGAAGAGUGCAGGCAUUGAGGAGGAUGCAGAAGCUGAAUAUGAUUGUUUUGUGACCGACAGAACCCUCAGAGAACCACUUAUCAUCAAAUACUAUAAAUGA